This is a messenger RNA of Alternaria conjuncta, 705 nucleotides long. RefSeq lists its product as uncharacterized. The coding region runs from base 1 to 705 and encodes 234 amino acids. The transcript is spliced from 3 exons. Lineage: Eukaryota; Fungi; Ascomycota; Dothideomycetes; Pleosporales; Pleosporaceae. The record is from RefSeq and is a predicted model, not a curated record.
AUGUCUAUUCCACCUCAGUACGGACCUACCGCACUACCUCAAGGAGCAAACGACGGCGGCGACGGCUCCUCCCUUGACAAGGCAACGUGGGUAGCUGGCAGCGACAAGACCAAGCCCAGCUUCAUUGUACUGCAAGGCAAAGACUAUGUACGCUGCAACAUGGGCGAUGCUCUCCAGUUCUACGACACCGGCUACCGUAUAUUCGACCCGCCUACUGGUCGCCGAGUCAAGUUCCAAUGGAAAGGUGAUGAUCGUCCCAAGUUCGCUGCUUUCGCACACCAGUACUGGGAAAUCCAAAUGGAGGAACAUGCCUCCUUGGUGAGGGGUGAUCGCUUGCCUGGAGAGGAUCUGGGUGAAGAUGCGGAGGAAGAGUAUGAGUUCGCAGGAGAUUCGGUCUUCGACCGUGCCGAACAACCUCCUUCGACGCCCUCGAGGAGUACACAUGGAAACCUAGCUACGUCUCCUCCCUCCGGCGGUCGUGGACGCGACAGUCCUUCAACUCCACGAGGCCCCAGCUCUGGCGGUCAGCCAGGAUCUGGCCGUGGUUCAGCUGGCCGCGGCUCCAACACUCCCCGAGGUCGAGGCUCAGGUGGCUCCGGACGAGGUCAAGGAUCGCCGCGGUCGCCGACGUCACCCUCCUUCGGCAAGGGUAAGGGUCCAGCUGGCUCACCUGGUGGCGACUCUCCCGGCGCUGGAGCGGCUUGA